CGGCACAGAAAGAGCUAAAAUGAUGUCGCUGAAAUGUAAUGUUGAAUGCUCAAGUAUAAAUAUCUUCUCGAAGGCAAGGAGCACCGUGGCCUAUACGUAUAUAUAACGUUGAACCCGAGUUUCUACGUCGAGGUAGCCAAAGGUUGCGCCGAUAACGACGUCGCUCCUGUCCGCUAAUGACGCAAGAUCUCAAUUAGCAUCAGUAUCGUCGUGACUGUUGAUCGCGACGCGGGUUGUCACGCCGCUUAAUCUCCGCUUCCGUCGUCGUGCGCCUCUGCGGUGAAAUCCGGACGAUAUUUCGGCAUGGCGGCGCCGCUCCCCGACGUCAGCAGCGUCAAGGCGAAGGCGUUGCGGGCCUUCGCCGAGAAAUUCGGCGAGCGGGCCGCCGUUUGCGUGUACGCGCCGGGACGCGUUAAUCUCAUCGGCGAGCACACGGAUUACAACGAGGGCUUCGUACUGCCGAUGGCGCUACCGAUGGUCACGGUAAUUGCCGGCAAGUCUCACGACGGUAAAAAGACCAGAAUUCUUUCCUUGAACGACGUAGUCGGCGCUAUAAACGAAUUCCAAUUCGAAGCGAAGAGUCGAGCUGAUAUAAAACCAGGGGAGCCAAAAUGGGCCAACUAUAUAAAAGGAUGCAUCGCUAAUUUUAUUUUCUUGGGACACCUUGCGCCACAUAAUCGACCAAUUUUAGGUGAAGUACCUGCGUUUGAUGCCGUAAUUGUGUCGACUGUGCCAGCAGGCGCCGGACUUAGUAGUUCUGCGGCUCUAGAAGUAGCCACCUACACCUUCUUGGAGACUUUGAGCGGCAAAAAGCCGGAGAAACCAGAGCAGAAAGCUUUAGCAUGCCAAAAGGCAGAGCACGAUUUCGCUGGUGUGCCGUGCGGUAUAAUGGACCAGUUUAUCUCAGCGAUGGGUGAAGAAGGCUGCGCCCUUUUGCUCGAUUGUCGCGAUCUUGUCGCUAAGCAAAUACCCAUGCUGCACAUAGAUAACUAUGUUUUCCUCAUAACGAAUUCGAACGCACCGCACAAAUUGAGCUCGAGCGCCUAUUGCGAGCGCAGAGAUUCUUGUUACGAAGCCGCGAAAAUGCUGGGCAAGGAGAGUUUGAGAGAUGCGAGUAUGAGCGAUAUUCUAGGUAACGACAGAUCACUUUAUACCAACAUGUUUUUAGCCUUAAUAUCGCGAAAUGCGUCGGAUCGCAUUGUGAAAAGAGCUCGUCACGUGGUCACGGAAAUUCAACGAACUCUGGCCGCUGCGACGGCGCUUGAGAAAGGUGACUUUCAGCAAUUUGGACGAUUAAUGAAUGAAAGUCACGAUUCAUUGCGCGACGAUUACGAGGUCUCGUCCAAGGAGCUAGAUGCACUGGUCUCGGCGGCCAGAGAAGUAGACGGCGUAUUAGGAAGCCGUUUGACGGGCGCAGGCUUCGGCGGUUGCACGGUAACUUUACUGAGAAAGGACACAGUGGACAAGGCGGUCCAACAUAUAAGAGCAAAAUAUUCCGGCACACCUGAAUUCUACAUAGCGACUCCGUCCGGAGGUGCUCGAGAAAUCGAUGUCAACUAGCGUUAAUAUUGAUUUCUUAAAUGUACAAACUUUACAUUGUUGUACUUUAUACAGAAUAUUAACAAUUGUACGAUACUUUGAAAUACAUAAUUGAUUCUUCAAGAUGCA
Messenger RNA from Vollenhovia emeryi, 1668 nucleotides. RefSeq names its product galactokinase-like. The record is from RefSeq and is a predicted model, not a curated record. Gene Ontology annotation, cellular component: cytoplasm; cytosol. Bases 304 to 1560 code for a protein of 418 amino acids. Gene Ontology annotation, biological process: carbohydrate phosphorylation; galactose metabolic process. Lineage: Eukaryota; Metazoa; Arthropoda; Insecta; Hymenoptera; Formicidae. Gene Ontology annotation, molecular function: galactokinase activity; ATP binding. The transcript has 7 exons.